Messenger RNA from Trichoplusia ni (cabbage looper), 2031 nucleotides. RefSeq names its product fatty acyl-CoA reductase wat-like. Gene Ontology annotation, molecular function: alcohol-forming very long-chain fatty acyl-CoA reductase (NADP+) activity. The record is from RefSeq and is a predicted model, not a curated record. The transcript has 11 exons. Bases 399 to 2018 code for a protein of 539 amino acids. Gene Ontology annotation, cellular component: peroxisome. NCBI's taxonomy places the organism in Eukaryota, Metazoa, Arthropoda, Insecta, Lepidoptera, Noctuidae. Gene Ontology annotation, biological process: long-chain fatty-acyl-CoA metabolic process.
CGGAAGAACUCUUUAUGACAAUGAUGGUCACCCAUCUUCGGACCAACAGCGUCGAGCGUAGCUUCACCUAUGAUCGAUCCACUUAUUCAGAUAGCUUAGCUACAAUGACAAAGGGACAGGUGAAUCUAUAAAAAUAAAAGUCGUAAAAAGUGAACACGCUGUAGGCGUUAUUUUAUGCAUAUAAACGGCUAAUAUAUUUUGAUGUUUUAAAAAUAACUAUUUAGUCUUGUCAAGUGUUCGCUGAUUCAAGUGCGCGUGUUGCAGUGAUUAGCGUAUUUUUUUAAUUAAAAAAAUAUAUUUUCUUAUCGUAUGGUUGAUGUACAACCUGGUGUCAGAGUUUAAACCGCCCUUAGGACUUUGACGUCGCUUAGUAAGCCUUUGAAAAAAACUCAGACACAAUGGUGGAAGUAGAGGAGAUGGAUGUCGCUCAAGUAGCGGAGCUGAAGAUGAAGGCUCGGCUGAAGCCGGUUCACGAGGCGACCAUACGCUUCAACUCUCCCGUUCAAAAGUUUUAUGAAAACAAGACUAUUUUCAUAACGGGAGGUACCGGAUUCCUUGGGAAACAACUUAUCGAGAAAUUGCUGAGAGCCACAAAAAUUGCGAAAAUCUUCAUAUUGGUGAGGACUAAAAAAGGAAAGGCCAUUGAAGAAAGAUUACAAGACAUGCUUAAAGAUCCGGUUUUCGACUUGGCGAAGGAGGCAUGCCCUGAAUAUUUGAGUAAGUUGGUCCUGGUGCCAGGAGACGUGUCAGAGCUGAAGCUUGGCAUCAGCGAUAAGGACUGGAAGACGGUUGCUGAAGAGACUGAAAUCAUCUUCCAUCUCGCAGCGACUACACGAUUCGACGAUCCGCUUCGAGUCGCCACCUUUAUAAAUGUAAGAGGGGCAAGGGAAGCCCUCAUCCUUGGAAAAGACUGCAAAAAUCUCAAAUCCUUCGUGCACGUAUCAACGGCGUACUCCAACGCAUGUGCGAGCAUGAUUGACAACGAGGUCAACGAGCAGUUCUACAAGAGUCCCAUGGACCCUGAGGUGCUCAUCAGAAUGGCGGAGACCAUGGAUGAUGAGAGGAUCCAAAACAUCACACCGAGCUUGAUCAAAGACUGGCCGAACACUUACUCCUUCGCGAAGGCAGUGGCUGAGCAGACUGUCACACAAUAUGCUGCAGACCUACCUCUGUGCGUCGUCAGACCAGCUAUCGUUGUUGCCGCGGCCUUGGAACCCGGUCCUGGUUGGAUCGACAUUUCGAAUGUAUUUGGUGCUAGUGCUAUCAUCGUAGGUCCUGGUCUUGGAUUAGUGAGAGUUAUCUACGCAUCGCACGAUGCUAAAGUGGGGCUGAUACCAGUCGAUUACGUAAACAACAGUAUAAUAACGGCCGCUUGGGAAACAGCCAAGAAUAAAGAAGAUGGUGAAUUGAAAACGAAGAUUUAUAAUGUUGCGCCGAGCAGAAAUCCGCCAUUAUGGGGUAAUUUAUCGGAGAUUUUCACAAGUUUUCGCUUCAUAUACGCGGCGCCUCAAUCCAUAUGGUACAACUUCGCUUGGCAGACCACCAAUAAUUUCCUCUUCUUCGUCUACUCUUGGUUUCUGCAUCUGAUUCCUGCUUACCUCAUCGACGGAAUCUGCUUGAUAUUGGGAAAGGAACGCAGAUUCGUAAAACUCUACAAGAAAGUCUACAAAAUGUCGAAAGCGCUCAGUUAUUUUACGACUCACAAUUGGAGAUUUGUUGAUGGCAACACCGAAGCUCUUUAUAACGGAUUGUCAGAGGUCGACAAAGUCAUUUUCGAUUUUGACGUAAUGACAAUUGACUGGCGAGAAUACAUGUUGAAAUGGAUCAUCGGUUUAAGAAAAUAUGUCAUCAAAGAUGGGUUGAAAGGGUCAAAAUAUGGCGCGAGAAAACAGUUCAUUUUUCUAUUCGUGAAUAUUUUCGCGAGCAUUUUGUAUUUUUACGCUUUAUUGAAAUUAGUGUUAUUCGCUUUUUAUGUUGUGUCAUCUAUUUUUAGUUUAGUAUUGUACCCUUUUAAUUAAAUUCUAGAUUUUA